Messenger RNA from Lepisosteus oculatus (spotted gar), 1180 nucleotides. RefSeq lists its product as uncharacterized. The record is from RefSeq and is a predicted model, not a curated record. Lineage: Eukaryota; Metazoa; Chordata; Actinopteri; Semionotiformes; Lepisosteidae.
CCACCUGUGGUGUUAGUAACUAACGGUAAUAACAACAGUCAAAGAGAUUCAGCACAAUCUCUUGAAGGAGCUCAUUUGAGCUCUGAAAAUGAAAAAUAAAAAGAAACGCACCUGCUGGGGGCUUUUAUGUUUUCUCCUCUGCUGUGGAAGAAAAGAGGACAGAGGAGAGGCAAAAGAACCUAGGAAGAAGAAUGGCAGAAAAAAGAGAGUGGCUCAAACUGUAGACAAAACGGAGACAAGUGCAGGGAGAAAUGAGAAGAGCAAGGACAAGAUGGAAGACAUCUAUAAGAGUUCAAGUGAAAAUGGGGAUGAAAAAUUGGAAGAGAAAAUGGAGGAUUGGAAAGAGCCAGGAAGUGAGAAGCCUGAAAAUAAAGAGGAGAAAAUGAGAGAAUCUGAACCUUCUUCCCCCCAGACACCACGGCCCUCCUGGUUUUCUGGAGUGAGUACAGCUUGGGAACAGCCGUCAUAUUGUUCUGGGAAUUUCCAGCCCUACUGGCCCACAGAGCAGGCCACAGGGAUUGGAAUGUGGGGCAAUCCGGAGACCUACCCAUCAGAGAAUCAGUGGCCCUAUUUCCCAUGGCAGAUCCAGCCCUCCACUCCCUUAGAGAUGCGCCCGACAACAGGCAUGUGGCAUCCAAGGGAACCUGAGCCAUCAGGCCCUCUAAUGACCAAAGAGGAAUUCUGGGAAGAGUGGAAUGGGAGAUUUAAUGAGCCCGGAGGUUCAGGGGAUCAGUUUGUGAUGGAUGUUCCGUGGAAUGUCCAUCCCUACGGUCACCCUCUGCAGACGGAAGAGGCCUGCGCCUUCGCAGCGCAGCCCGGAGCCGCCCUGAACAGCGAAGGGUACUUCAUCAGCGCAGAGCGCCAUGAGGAGCUCCUGCUGUACGAGCCCGAUGAGCAGCUGUACGAGCCCGAUGAGCAGCUGUACGUGGAGCUUUGGGAGUUUGGCGAGGGGCAAGGGGACCAGCGCUUUGAGGCUAAAUGGGAGAUGACAGAAAAUGGAGAGGUGGUGGCUGAAGGAACCUGGCACUCCUCAUCCUGUAGCUGCUGAGUAAACGAGGAUAGAAAUACAGUUGCUCCUGAUUAAAAGGACCACUGGGACAUCUCUUGAAUUGGAGACCUGAAAGUUUAAAGAGCCUGACAGAAAGUGUAUUAAUUCAAUUAAUAAAAUUGUUUGAAGUAG